Helobdella robusta is the source of this 633-nucleotide messenger RNA. RefSeq lists its product as hypothetical. The record is from RefSeq and is a predicted model, not a curated record. Bases 1 to 633 code for a protein of 210 amino acids. Lineage: Eukaryota; Metazoa; Annelida; Clitellata; Rhynchobdellida; Glossiphoniidae. The transcript is spliced from 3 exons.
AUGUGGUUAGUUGCGAAAAACAGUUCCCUGCUGUCGCCUGAUCUGACGCUGAUCAUUUUACAUAUUGCCUUAAGAAAUUUAAGGGUGUUGGGGUCCAUCGGGCCGAGAACCUCGAUACAUAUUGGCAAGAAUUCCAUCGAGUGGAGGACGUUCCCAUAUUUUUUCAUUUUCUCGUCCGCUGCCCUGGCCGCGGCCAAACCGCAUUUUUUACUUGUCAGGUUUACGUAUCGUUCGGCGAGGGUGCCAGGGACCGUAACAUCCCACGCCAAACAUCUGCCGGCUCUCCAAGGUAUUAGUGUGCAUCCGUCCGGGCGCCUACCAUCAUGCGCAGAAAUGCCGGAUGGUUUCUUGAGAACCGGGAUUGAAGCCUUGGAGAAGAGCCGACAAAUGGCGGUGCGCAGGGCUCCGUCAAAUUCGCCCAAUUUAGAAGGGUCAAUGUGUUUGGAUGUACGCAGGAAAUACAUCAAUUUGGGCAAACUGAGGAUAACUACAAAGACAUUAACACAACAUCAAUGCAUUAACAAUGUGCUUAACUAUAACUAUAUUAACUUAAAACAAAAAAUCACAACAUCAUCUGCCAACAACAUCAACAUGAUCGUGACAUUAUCAACAACAUCACUGACAUCGCCGUAA